AUGACAGAAAUAAGCGAGAAGGAGAACGAGCCACAUAACCGAGACCUGCACCGACCACUGCCCAGCCACCAGGAGUCCAAGUUGCAGCGGCUGAAGCGCUCCCUGUCCUUCAAGUCUGUCAUGCGCAGCAAGAGCAUGGACAACUUUUUCCAGCGCAACAACGGCGAAAUGCGCCUGCCCUCGGCCCUCAUCACCACACCACAACCACAACCCCCACCUCCGCAAUCUCCUCCACCCUUCUCCGAGUGCCCCCCGGCCUAUGAGCACUCCCCCUCCCAGUCUCCGUUGGUCAGUCCCAACCCUUCAUUGACGUCUCACUCGCCUUCGAUCAGUCCCUCGCUGUCCGUCACCCUCACGACCCAGCCAAAGACUCAGGCCCAGCCGGUGCAGCCAGUGAAGACGCACUGUUUCCAGGAGCAUGUCUUCCGUAGGCUCACCAGCUGCCAGCGAUGCAAACACAUGAUCCAAGGAAACUCCAAGCAGGGCCUGCGCUGUAAAGCCUGUAAACUGGCGGCCCACCUCUGGUGCUCGUCUGAGCUCUCCCAGCAGCCAUGUAACGGAAAGUCAGGAGCUUUCAAGAGAAACUUCAGCUCUCCUCUGCUGACCAUCGAUCCGCUGGGUGUGGUCAGAGAGGCGCCCGCCGCUCAGGAGGCGGAUAACAGCAGCGUUGACCCCGUGUACGAGGCGCUGCGCUACGGGACGUCGCUGGCUCUGAUGAGUCGCUCCAGCUUCGGCAGUAUCUCAGAGUCGCCUUGUCACGAGGCAGAGAAACCACAAGACAAACUCGAAAACCAGCCGAUUGCUGAAGAGGAACAAAUACCAGGAAUGCUCACCCCUCCUGAAAGCGAGAAGGCUGAUUCGGAAGACAGGGUCAGCCUGAAGACUCCCAAACGAGUGGAGGUCCACUCCAUCCACACCUACGUGGCUCUCUACAAGUUCCUGCCUCAGGAGAAGAACGACCUGGAACUACAGCCUGGUGACAGAGUUCAAGUCACAGAGGACUCCAACGAGGACUGGUGGAAGGGGAAAAGCAGAGACAAGGUGGGAUAUUUCCCAGCCAACUUUGUUCAGCGGGUCCGCCCCGGCGAGCGGGUGUGGAAGGUCACUGAUGGUUUCCACGGCAACCGUGACAAGGGCCAGAUGACUGUAAAAGAGGCCCAGAUCUGCGUCGGGAAGAACGAAGACAUCGACGGUUUCCACCGGCUGACGAGCGGGAAGAAGCGAGGCCUGGUCCCCGUGAAGUACCUGCUGGAGAUUUGA
This is a messenger RNA of Limanda limanda (common dab), 1260 nucleotides long. Its product is annotated as SH3 and cysteine-rich domain-containing protein 2-like. Gene Ontology annotation, biological process: positive regulation of voltage-gated calcium channel activity; skeletal muscle contraction; positive regulation of protein localization to plasma membrane. NCBI's taxonomy places the organism in Eukaryota, Metazoa, Chordata, Actinopteri, Pleuronectiformes, Pleuronectidae. The coding region runs from base 1 to 1260 and encodes 419 amino acids. The record is from RefSeq and is a predicted model, not a curated record. Gene Ontology annotation, cellular component: extrinsic component of cytoplasmic side of plasma membrane. Gene Ontology annotation, molecular function: protein binding. The transcript has 11 exons.